This is a messenger RNA of Lethenteron reissneri (Far Eastern brook lamprey), 1250 nucleotides long. RefSeq names its product lysophosphatidic acid receptor 6-like. The record is from RefSeq and is a predicted model, not a curated record. Gene Ontology annotation, molecular function: G protein-coupled receptor activity. Lineage: Eukaryota; Metazoa; Chordata; Hyperoartia; Petromyzontiformes; Petromyzontidae. Gene Ontology annotation, biological process: G protein-coupled receptor signaling pathway. Gene Ontology annotation, cellular component: plasma membrane.
UGGAUGCGUCGCUGCUCGCCGUCAUCUCUCUUCGUCGUCUGGCCGCGUGGAAGAUCCUCUGGACGACUCCUAUCGCCGUCAUCGUCACACCAGCGCGGGUGAAGAAAGGAGCGAUUAUGCCAUUUCCCGAUUGCACCAACUCCUUGAACGACUCGAACAGCUCGGCAUCGAGCCACCACGAGCAGCACAGGGUGCACUCCGCCGUGUUCCUUGUGAUCGUCGUCGCCGGCCUCCCGGGAAACUUCGUGGCCCUCUUCGUUUUCCUCUUGGGCAAGAAGAGACGCAACGCCGCGCGGUGCUACUGCAUCAACUUAGCGGCCGCCGACCUCCUCUACGCCUUCAUGCUGCCCUUCCGAAUAGCAUUCGACUUCUACGAUUUGAAUUUGCUCCCGAGCAAAUCGUCGUUGUGCCAGCUCUGCUUCUACAUCUUCUUCGUGGCGAUGUACAGCAGCGUGCUGUUUCUGACGACGAUAAACAUCAACUGGUACUUGGCGAUCCUGCAGCCCACGCGACAAUGGAAGAGGGCCAACGUCAGGCAGGCCAAUGUGGUCAGCGUCGUCAUUUGGUCCUUCACGGCACUCUCCAGCGCCUUGGUGUUUUUAGAAGACGUUGCCAUGCCGGAUGACAACGGGGGGUGCUUUGAUCUCCAUUUAUUGUUUGAGUUUUACGGUCUGUCCACUGUCGUUGGUUUCAUCAUUCCCCUGGGCGUCAUCGUGUUCUGCUCCGUGUCUAUUCUCCAUCGCAUGAAGGUGCGGCCACGGAAUACCGGCAGUCAGUUGAGGCUGGAAUUGAUGAAGAAGAUCAAGGCCAUCACCACUUCGGUCCUCACUUUAUUCAUCGUCUGCUUCCUACCGCACCACGUGAUUCGAUUGUAUUAUCUGCACAUCUACAUCAAUGCGAGAGAAGACGCCGCUGCAGCCUGCGAGUUGGCGAUCCGUUUAGAGCCGUACUCUCUGGCAAUAUCCUGUCUCACCGUAUCUCACGGGCUCUUUAACCCCGUGGUGUACUUCUACCACAGCAGGCGAUUCCGCCGUUUCUUGCGCAGCAAGCUGCCACACGUUGGCAAGUCUGUUUCGCGCAAGCCGAGCGUUUCCAUCGAAUGGACGGACUUGACGUCCCACAAUUCACAAUACGCCGGAGGUCCGCGCGUGACCAUCGAAUGCGCCAUCGCCGGACCCGCAGAGGCGCGACACGCGGUGCUGAUAUCGCAAGAGGAGCACGUGGAAGACGACACGGAGUUGCGUGAAUAA